AUGAAGAUGGUCGAGGAGAAGGCACUCAAAUUUAUGUUCAUGGACACAUCUAGUCUUCAUCCCAAGGCAAAGGCCUAUGUUGAACUUUGUCGCAAUGAAAUGCCCAUGAAGAAGCAAAUGCUCAUGAGGCAAAUGAUGAUGGGAGGAGGCAUGGGAGGAGGCAGGGGAGGUGCCAUGGGUGGCUACAUGAACAUGAUGGGAGGUGGCAUGAAUGGUGCAUUUGACGGAAAUAUGGGAGGUGGCUUCGGUGGCAACAUGGAAGGUGGCUUUGGUGGCAUGGGAGCCGGCUUCGGAGGCAACAUGACUGGCAUGGGAGGUGACUUUCGCGGCAACAUGAUGGGUGGCUUCGGAGGCAACAUGAUCGGCAUGGGAGGUAGCUUUAGUGGCAACAUGAGCGAUAUGGGAGGCAAUGAAGGGUCUUCCAGUCGUGCUCUUGGCAACAAUACUUCACCACAUCACAACGUCGACAAAGAAGCCGGUGAUGAUGAUGAUUGUACCACGGUUCACAACGCCGAUGGUGCUGAUGAUUCGCAUGAAUGA
Aegilops tauschii subsp. strangulata is the source of this 540-nucleotide messenger RNA. NCBI's taxonomy places the organism in Eukaryota, Viridiplantae, Streptophyta, Magnoliopsida, Poales, Poaceae. The record is from RefSeq and is a predicted model, not a curated record.